Messenger RNA from Lactuca saligna, 1349 nucleotides. The record is from the annotation of a GenBank genome assembly. Lineage: Eukaryota; Viridiplantae; Streptophyta; Magnoliopsida; Asterales; Asteraceae.
ACACCACCCAAUGGAGAAGAUAUGCCACAAGAUGGUGGCUGUGAAUGGAAUAAACAUGCACGUAGCAGAGCUUGGCACAGGCCCAACCAUCCUCUUCCUCCAUGGCUUCCCGGAGCUCUGGUAUACCUGGCGCCACCAGAUUCUCUAUCUUGCCUCGCAUGGCUACCAUGCUGUAGCACCUGAUCUCCGUGGCUAUGGUGACACCACUGGUGCUCCUACCUCCGACCCCACCAAGUUCACCUCCCUUCAUGUGGUUGGAGACCUGGUGGCGCUCAUCAACACGGUGGCUGCCCCAGGUGAAGAUAAGGUAUUUGUGGUCGGACAUGACUGGGGUGCAAUCAUUGCCUGGGCUUUGUGCCUUUAUCGGCCGGAUAAAGUAAAAGCCUUGGUGAAUAUGAGUGUUGCUUUCCAGCCAAGAGAUCCUAAUACCAAACCUGUUGAAGCAUAUCGAGAGAUUUAUGGAAACGAUUACUAUGUAGUUAGAUUUCAGGAAACCGGAGAAAUUGAAGGUGAAUUUGCGGUAUAUGGUACGGAUAGAGUAUUAAAUGCUUUCUUCAAUUAUCGCAAACCUGCUCCUCUUUUUCUACCCAAGGGUAAUGGUUUAGGAAUCUCACCUGAUGAUCCUAUAAUCGUGCCUUCAUGGAUGACCAAAGAAGAUCUUGAAUACUACACCGGAAAGUUUGAGAAAACUGGCUUCACUGGAGGUCUAAACUACUAUCGAGGUCUCGACUUGAACUGGGCAUUAACUAGCCCAUGGACUGAAGCCAAAGUGAGUGUACCUGUUAAGUUCAUCGUCGGUGACCUUGACCUGACUUACAACUCGGUUGGUGGUAAAGACUAUAUAGAAAGUGGAGAGUUCAAGAAAGAUGUUCCUCUUUUAGAAGAAGUAAUCAUACUCGAAGGUGUUGCUCAUUUUCUUCAUGAAGAAAAGCCCGAGGAAAUUAAUAAGCAUAUCCACCAAUUCUUUGAAAAAUUCUCUAUCUAAACACUACAACCGUUUAUGAUCAAUCAACGGGAAUAUAUUUAAGAAGAUGCUCUGAAGAUAUUGCUACAAAUGAAAAAUAAGCUCGUGUAAGUAUAGAUACAAUAAUGCCUUCAAGAAACGCCUUGUGCAGCGUUUGCUAUAUAUAUAGACUCUUGGUGACACAUAUUGUCGUUAUAGGGUUUGUCGAUGUUGCUAGUCCAAAUGAUUUGUAAAGGUGAUCUUAAAAUAAAAAUGCAUCAACAAUCAAAUCAUUAGAUUGGUGGUUUGAACAAAUGGAAAAUAUAUAAUAUUAAACCACACCAAUUAUAUAUCGAUCUCACAUUCAAACCAAACAAAACCCGGCCAGAAUUUAAUAAAACCCAAU